Aureobasidium vineae is the source of this 1344-nucleotide messenger RNA. NCBI's taxonomy places the organism in Eukaryota, Fungi, Ascomycota, Dothideomycetes, Dothideales, Saccotheciaceae. The record is from the annotation of a GenBank genome assembly.
AUGGGUGAACGCGAGCUCUAUCUUCUCAAAGUUUGUCGUGCUCUGAUGGCAUAUGGCGCUCCGACCCAUCGACUCGAAGAGUACAUGUACAUGACCGCAGAAGUCAUCGGACUUCGGCUGGAAUCUUUCUACCUCCCAGGUAUUAUGAUCAUCUCAUUCAAUAACACAAUCUGGCGAAGCACAGAGGUCCACAUUGUCAAGACAUCGCAGACUCUCAACCUUUCCAAGCUUUACGACUCACACGAGGUGUACAAGAAUGUCAUUCAUGACAAGAUGGCCAUAGAAGACGCAAUUUCGCGACUCGACGAGAUCAUGGACAGCAAAGACAAACAUCCCCGUUGGCUGUGCGUCAUCAUGUUUGGUUUUGCUUCGGCAUGCAUUGGACCAGUGUCUUACGGUGCAAGGCCCGUGGAUUUGCCCGUCAUUUUUGUCUUCGGAUGCUUACUUGGGUUCAUGCAACUCGUCAUGGCCGAGAAUUCAGAAUUGUACGCUCAUAUCUACGAAGUGUCAGCAGCUAUCCUGAUGACCUUCCUGUCUCGUGCCAUUGGCUCUAUCAACCAUGGCGAUGGUCGCUUGUUCUGUUUCUCUGCUAUAUCGCAAGCAUCUCUGGUUCUGAUUUUGCCUGGAUUCAUAAUCACAAACAGUGCCUUGGAAUUGCAGUCAAAGAACAUUAUCUCUGGAGCUGUACGAAUGGUAUACGGCAUCAUAUUUGUCCUCUUUCUUGCCUUUGGCUUUACUGUUGGAAGCACAUUGUAUGGUGCGCUCGACGACAAUGCGACUUCUGCGACGACCUGUGAAGCGCCAUGGCCUUUCUGGUGGCAAGUCACUUUUGUCAUCCCGUUCACCUUUUGCUACAUCAUCAUCAACCAAGGCAAGUGGAAGAAGAUACCAGCCAUGUUGGUCCUCUCCAUGAUCGGUUGGCUCGUGAACUACUAUGCUGCUCAAGGAUUCUCCAAGAAGACCCGCAUCUCCAAAGGCUUCGGCUCGAACAUUCAGAUGGCUCAAAUGCUGGGUGCCCUUGUCAUUGGACUUGUAGCCAAUCUCUAUUCGCGCCUUGGUCAAGGACUUGCUGUUGCGUUACUGCAUCCUGCGAUCUUCAUCCAAGUACCUGGAAGUUUUGCUGCGUCGGGCAGCUUGAUCAAUGCAGUUGCUAACGCUGAUCUGCUCACAAAGAACAAUCCCAGCGAUGGGAUGUCAAACGAUGCGCAGAGUAACAGUCUGCUGACCAACGCUGGUCUUGCCAUGAUUGAAAUUGCCAUCGGCAUUACUGUGGGCAUAUCCAUCAGCGCGCUGCUAGUUUACCCUAUACGCAAGAAGAAGAGAAGUGGUCUAUUCAGCUUCUAA